AUGCUAGUUGUAACUGCUAUCACCAUUUUCGUUCUACCACUCAGUUGGGCCGGCUCUCUUUCCCCCUGGAAGUCGUGGCAAACGCUCCUCCCAAUACUUCUAGGUGCCGCUUUGCUUGUUAUGUUUGUGUUAUAUGAAGCUAAGCCCAGUGUGCCUAUUCUACCUCAUCGUCUUUUCCACUCGAGAACUGCAAACAUGACCUUAGCGGCGGCCUUCGUACAUGGCAUGAUCCUGAUCUCGCUGUUACAGUAUCUGCCUUUGUUUUGCCAGGCCGUGGAGCUUGAGACAGCGAUUCGAUCUGCGGUCUCCUUAUUUCCCACCGUCGUCAUUAGCGUAGUAUUCGCAGCUAUCUCGAUGAUGAUGGUCUCGGUCGCAAGCGUAAAAAAUGUCGAUGAUACCGGCUUGGCAAUCGGACUAUUGCUGACGAUUCGAAUGUUUGGAGGUCUCAUUGGACUCACGGUUGCGUCAACGAUAUUCAAUUCUGUAUUUUCUGCUUCCAUUACUUCUAUUGAAUUGACAGGAUCUCUGUCUCAGCUCAAUAACCCAAAUAAAGCUGUUUCCUUCAUUUCAGAGCUGAGAUCCCUGGAAACAUCCCCAAAGGUCCUGGAUGCCGUUUUGAGAAUUUAUCUUGGGUGCUUUAAGACUAUUUUCUGCACGAUGGCAGGGUCUUGGUCUUAUUACUUCUCUUUUUACUGA
This is a messenger RNA of Botrytis fragariae, 696 nucleotides long. RefSeq names its product putative major facilitator superfamily protein. The record is from RefSeq and is a predicted model, not a curated record. Gene Ontology annotation, biological process: transmembrane transport. NCBI's taxonomy places the organism in Eukaryota, Fungi, Ascomycota, Leotiomycetes, Helotiales, Sclerotiniaceae. Gene Ontology annotation, molecular function: transmembrane transporter activity. The transcript is spliced from 2 exons. Bases 1 to 696 code for a protein of 231 amino acids.